Molecule: messenger RNA, 801 nt
Organism: Stegodyphus dumicola
Lineage: Eukaryota; Metazoa; Arthropoda; Arachnida; Araneae; Eresidae
Source: RefSeq, a predicted model, not a curated record
AUGAUGAUGCAAGAAUGUUGGCAAAGAGGAUACCAAUGGGAUGCACCACUUGAUCAAGAAUUGCAGAACCGAUUUAAAACCUGGUAUAAUGAAAUUCCUAAAUUAAAAAAUGUUGAAAUUCCAAGACAUUAUUUCAACAAUCUGUCAAAAGACUCAAAUGGAAUACUCAGAGUAGGAGGAAGGCUUCAAAAUGCUGGGUUAAGCUAUAAUCAAACAUACCCAGCAAUACUACCUGAGAAGUCUCAUUUCACAGAUCAUAUCAUUAAAGAUUGUCACGAAACGCAAGGACACGCUGGUGUAGCUGAAACUUUAACUCAAAUUAGGGAAAAAUUUUGGAUACUUAAGGGUCGACAGCGUGUAAAGAGUAAUAUUAACAAGUGUGUGAUUUGCUACAGAUUUAAAGCUAAGCCACUAAGUCAGGAUAUCGCUCCUUUACCAACCGAAAGAAUAACAGAGGCAAAUCCCUUCGAAGUUGUAGGACUUGAUUUUGCUGGUCCUAUGAGUACAAAGGAUGAAACUGGGAAAGCUUAUAUUGCUCUGUAUACAUGCGCUGUAACCAGAGCAGUGCAUCUGGAACUUGUGUCUAGCCAAACAGCAAACAAUUUUCUUCUAUCCUUUAGAAGAUUUAUUUCAAGAAGAGGAGUAUGUCGAAUAAUAUAUUCAGACAAUGCAAAAAUCUUCAAAAGAGCAGACAAGGAUUUACAAAAACUAUGGAAUACCAUCAAGGAUACAGAAGUUCAAAAUUAUUUUGGUAAUAAAGGUAUUGAGUGGAAAUUCAAUGUGGAGAAGGCGGCUUGGUAG